UACACUCGUUGCAGGUUGAAUAUUUUUUUUCAAAUUUAAACUUUUUGCAUAAAAAAUGUCCAUACGGCCUUUAAGUCCUGAACUAGCAGAAAAGGCUCGAGUAGAAUUAAAUGAGGAUCCUAACAGGAUUCCCAGUGAUCUGCAGCACAUUAAGGAUUGGUUGGCAAAACAACCGCACAUUUACGCCCGAACAGAUGACCAGUGGCUGAUUGCGUUUUUAAGGGGUUGCAAGUACAGCUUAGAGAGAACUAAAGAGAAGUUGGAUCUCUAUUAUACUUUGCGUUCCAUCUCACCGGAGCUUUAUUCUUUCAAACAUGAUGAUCCAUUAUUUGAUGAAUUAAUGGAUUUAGGUGUUUAUGUACUGAUGCCUAAAACAGAGACUCCUGAUUCACCGAGGGUGGCAAUCAUGCGCAGUGGAAAAGUAAAUCCUGGGAAAAUUACUAUGUUGCAUGUAUUCGGUAUGACUCUGAUAACACAAAAGAUCGCAAUGAUGGAAGAUGACAAUGCGAUGGUAGCUGGUGUUAAGAUUAUAAUGGACUUAGAAGGAGUAACUAUGGCGCAUAUUUUACAUAUGACACCAAGUGUUAUGAAAAAGAUGAGUGUCCAAUCACAGGAUGCUGCACCUCUUAGACUGAAAGGCGCACAUUAUAUCAAUUGCCCAGCUGCUUUGGAAAAAAUUAUAAACUUAAUGAAAUCAAUGUUAAACGAAAAAAAUAGGAACAGACUGUACGUGCAUGGUCAAAAUUUGGAUAGCCUGUAUCAACAUAUACCAAAGUACCUACUUCCUGAGGAAUAUGGAGGGGAUGGAGGACCUAUUAGAGCAAUCACAGAUUCUUGGAAGGCUAAACGGUGGCAAUAUAGCUCAUGGUUAGAAGAAGAUAUGAAAUACAAAACAGACGAGUCAAAGCGACCCGGCACACCUAAGACUGCAGAAAGCUUGUUCGGGAUCGAAGGGUCCUUCAGACAAUUAGAAUUUGAUUAAUAUUUUCUCUAAGACAUUAAAAAGAGAAUAAGAAUGCCAGUCCGACCCUUAAGUCCUGAACUAGCUGAGAAAGCUCGGGUGGAGUUGAACGAGGACCCAAACAGGAUUGAUAAGGAUCUGCAACAUAUUAAGGAUUGGUUGGAAAAGCAGCCACACAUUCGCGCCAGAACAGAUGACCAAUGGCUUGUAGCGUUUUUGCGCGGAUGUAAGUAUAGUUUGGAAAGAACUAAAGAAAAGUUGGAUCUAUUUUAUUCUAUGCAUACACUUGCACCGGAACUCUUCAGGAUUAGGCCCAGUGAUGCCCUAUUUAAUGAAAUUUUGGGUUUAGGGACCUACACAAUCUUACCUAAGCCUGCGGAUCCUACCUCGCCGAUGGUGACUAUUGUGCGACCGGGUACCUACGAUCCGGAGAGACAUAAUAUAUACGAUAUAUUCUCCGUAUCUAUAUUGAUGCAAAGUAUGUUGUUAGCUGAAAACGAUACUAUGACAGUAGCUGGAGUUCGAACUAUCCUGGAUUUGGAGGGAGUAACGAUGGCACAUUUCUUCCAAAUGACCCCGACGGUCUUGAAACGGAUGGCGGUUCUCUCACAGGACGCUACACCAAUACGUAUGAAAGGUACUCACUAUAUUAAUACACCGCCUGGUUUUGAGACUUUAUUCAACGCAAUGAAAAAUUUGCUCAACGAAAAGAAUAGGUCUCGACUAUAUGUGCAUAAUAAAAAUUAUGAAGAAAUGUAUCAAUAUAUACCUAAAGAGAUUUUACCAGCUGAAUACGGGGGAAAUUGUGGCACCUUCAAAGAAAUAAAUGAAUAUUGGUUGACAAAAGUGCAGGACUACAGUUCUUGGUUUGAAGAUGGUACCAAAUAUGGAACAGAUGAAUCGAAGCGGCCUGGUAAACCAAACACUGCGGAAACACUUUUCGGUAUUGAAGGGUCUUUCCGACAACUGGAAUUUGAUUGAAGACCUUAACUCCGAACGAAAAAAAAGUGGCACGUGUUCGAUAAAUCGUUCGUUAAUCUAACCUUACCUUAUUUAACCGGUACCAGUCUCUAUCAAUUAAAAUAGUCUUGUUUAUAACACGUCAUUAUCCCGAAUCCCGUUUAUAUUCAAUCCAAAAAUUACGUAUUGACACAGCAUGCGAAAGGUUUAUGGUAAACUAUAACGCCGCUAGUUUUUUUUUGUAUGAAUGAAACCUUUUAUUUCCAGGUAGUUAUUAAAUGAAUUUUUGCUGAG
Molecule: messenger RNA, 2215 nt
Organism: Pararge aegeria (speckled wood butterfly)
Lineage: Eukaryota; Metazoa; Arthropoda; Insecta; Lepidoptera; Nymphalidae
Exons: 14
Cellular component (GO): membrane
Molecular function (GO): phosphatidylinositol bisphosphate binding
Source: RefSeq, a predicted model, not a curated record